ACGCGUGCGUCUCUUUGUCUGUCUUCCUGCUGUGUGGCUGUCAUUACAGCCCAUUGUCUGUUUUUCAGAGGACCCGGUGCAGCUGCGAGGCUUCGGUCUGACGCUGUUGUUGCCUCGUCUCCCCUUUCCCCUCACUGGUCGUGGCCCCUUUUUUGCCUUGAGGCGAUGUUGCCGUUUGUUCCCUCGUAGAUUGGUGGUUGUUGUUGUUGUUGUUUUUGUUGUUGUCUGCAAGCUAUGGCCGCCAGCCCUGAGUCAGUGUGCUAUCUUUGUCGGAGCAAGAUGCACAGACUAAGGGAAGAUGAAAAUGAAAAGAAAACCCAUGCAACCUGAAUCAAAAUAUUCCACAGAAGAUCAUUUUAAAGUACAUGUUUUUUACUAAACAAAAAGCAAAGCCCCAGAUUUCCGGUCGAUGUUCAGUGACUGGUUGUCGUUGGCCAAGAGGGCCUUUUUGUCCCCCCGGGUCGGUUUGUUGGCUGACCCACGAGAGAAUUAUCAAGUCAAUACAUGGCACCAGGUGUGUGUGUGUGUGUGUGGCGAGCCGUCGGAGGAAGAGUCCGUCUGCUCGUAUCCGCACACGCGGCCCUCCAUCACGCGCCGUGCCACCGCGCUCCGUAAACACUGACAUCGACUGUGACUUUUGGCCAUUACAUAAGGAACAUGGAUUUCCAGCCGUCCACGGUUUGGAAAGCGAGGACGACCCGGCGAGCUCGCCAGGGAGCUCCGCCCCGGCGGUCGGUGUUGACGCGCGGACCCCAGCACUGCGCAUCAGCCAGCUGGAUGCCCUCGAGCUGGACUCGUCCCUAGAGCAGCUGGUCUGGACCCAGUUCUCCCAGUGCUUCCACUACUGCCGCCCGGGCCUGCUCACGCCGCUGGAGCCCGAGCUGAAGGCUCUGCUCCAUUUGCUCCUGUGGAGGUUCACACUUUAUUCCAGCAGUGCCACUGUGGGCCAGUCUCUACUGAGUCUCCGCUACCACAGCACCCGUCCCCCGUCCCCCAGCUACAGACCCCUGUCCCGCGGGCAGAAGCUGGGUCUGGCCUUGCUCACCGCGGGGCCCCGCUGGCUCGGGGAGCGCUCCCACAGCCUGCUGCGGUGCCUGAGCUCCGGAGGGCCCGCGUCCGAAACAGACGGCGGUUUACUGCGCAGUUGCCUGGCCCUUGUUUCUGGCGCCGCGCAGCUCGCGACUCUCGUCAACUUCCUGGCGUUCCUGAGAAAAGGUCGGCACCCCGCGCUGGCCGAGAGGAUCGCGGGAGCCCGGGCGGUCUUCAGCAAGCCCGACGUGGCGCGGGACGUGACCUACCAGUACAUGAACCGCGAGCUGCUGUGGCACGGCUUCGCCGAGUUCCUCAUCUUCCUGUUGCCGCUGAUCGACACAAGGAGGCUGAAGGCAGCCGUGUUCUCGGUCGUUGUGGGGAAGGGGGGCGGCGACGGCGGCGGGGCGACCGACGGGCCGGGCGUUUGGAGGGAGUGCGGACUGUGCGGAGAGUGGCCCACCAUGCCGCACGCAGUGGGCUGCCAACACGUGUUCUGCUACUACUGCAUCAAAAGCCACAGCAUUGCAGACGCUUGCCUCGCAUGCCCCAGGUGUGGUGCGAAGGCAGGGCGGCCGGAGCCGGUCAAGGUGGAGGUGGAGAUGCUUGGCAGAAGAUGAUUUAAAAGAAGCUGUCAUGAGUUUAUUUAGUCAUUUUAGAAUUAAUUAAAAUUCUCACGUAAGAAUAUUUUGUAGAGACAGGAGUAUAUCAGAACAUGAAAAUAAAUGGGGAUUGAUAGUCAUAUAUUCGCGAAGGUAGUCGUGUGUGUGAGUUUAUGACUGGACUUCAGUCUUUAUGAUGUCUGUCUUUCCUGAUCACACAUAGACCUGCUAUGUUUAAUAUAUGUGUGCAUAUAUUGACAAUGCUCUGCCCCUUCCCUUUCUCCAACUGGACUUUGGACAGAAUUAUUUGUCUUUGGUGCACUGGACCGACUACAGAGAACCACACAGCAUAUAUUUGAUGAGUGAACGUGUUGAUUUAUGCUCCAAUGUGUGUGUGUGUGUGUUUGUGUGUGUGUGUUGAAAUGGGAAUAUUUGUUCUGAUGAAAAAUGCAGAAAGUCAGCUGAAUUAAUAAUGGGAGGAAUUUCUGAUGCCGCUCAUCAUGGCCAAAUUAGCAUUUGUUGUGUAUUUUGUGCCUAAAUUGUAUUUCAACAUCAUUAAAAUUGAUAGAGUGCUA
This is a messenger RNA of Pungitius pungitius (ninespine stickleback), 2206 nucleotides long. It is a transcript of the gene pex2, whose product is annotated as peroxisomal biogenesis factor 2. The transcript is spliced from 2 exons. Gene Ontology annotation, molecular function: zinc ion binding. Gene Ontology annotation, cellular component: peroxisomal membrane. Bases 366 to 1649 code for a protein of 427 amino acids. Lineage: Eukaryota; Metazoa; Chordata; Actinopteri; Perciformes; Gasterosteidae. The record is from RefSeq and is a predicted model, not a curated record. Gene Ontology annotation, biological process: protein import into peroxisome matrix.